Eucalyptus grandis is the source of this 2182-nucleotide messenger RNA. RefSeq names its product CBS domain-containing protein CBSX6. Bases 619 to 1902 code for a protein of 427 amino acids. Lineage: Eukaryota; Viridiplantae; Streptophyta; Magnoliopsida; Myrtales; Myrtaceae. The record is from RefSeq and is a predicted model, not a curated record. The transcript is spliced from 3 exons.
UCCGGCAUUGAUGAUUGAUGUCUCUCAAUCUUCCAGUCUCCUCCACAAUCUCUCUCUCUCUCUCUCUCUCUAGAGCUCUGGCAGCCAUCAGCCUUGUCACCUUCCCCUCUCCUCUCUCUCCUCCAUGUCGGGAUAUGCAGGAAUAUUAGGGGAGCGGCGCUGAUUCGAUCCCCUCGGGUAGGGAAAAAAGCCUUGUUGUGUUUGACCGGGUGAUGGGCCUUCGCUCUACCCUCCUCCUGCUCCUCCUCCUCCUCCUCCUCCAAUGGCGAAAUCGUCUCUCCUGCUGAUCGAUCCGAUUCUGCCCAUCACCGGCAUCAACCUCCUCCUCAUCCUCCUCCACUCCCUCUUAUAACUCGUGCUCUCCCGCCGGUUCUUCCGGCACGCGCCCCCGACUUCCCCUUCCCCUACGAGGUUCUUGGGUCGAUCCCGUUUCUCCGGGAGGGUCCCCUUUGCAGAAAAAGCCGCUCGUUUCCCCCGCCACCGCGAUUUUCUUGGCGACCCAGAAAACGCGGGAAGGUUUGAUCCGAUAAAGUUCGAAUCUUUCGCCCCCGUGGUCCGUACAUCUCGCCGAUCCGUUAUUUCCUUUGGCUUCGAUUCCGCUCAGAUUGAUUGGUUGCGAUGGCCUCGGUGUUUAUAUACCAUGUGGUUGGCGAUUUAACUGUGGGGAAGCCUGAGCUGGUGGAGUUCGUCGAGACGGACACAAUCGAGUUGGCGAUAGCGGCGAUUGGUGAGUCGACGGAAGGAGGGAUACCCGUGUGGAAGAGGAGAUUGUUGCCUGGAAGUGUGGUCGAGAGCGGUGAGAUGAGGCAGCAGAGGUUUGUGGGUAUCUUGGAUUCUCUUGACAUUGUCACUUUUUUGGCGAGGAGUGAGUGUUUGCAAGAUCAGGAGAGAGCCAUGAAGACCCCUGUGUCUGAGGUUGUUGUCCCCAGUAGUUCUUUGCUGAGAUUGGUUGAUCCUGGAACAAGACUGAUUGAUGCACUGGAGAUGACAAAGCAGGGAGUGAAGCGUCUUCUUGUCCCGAAGAGCACUGUGUGGAGAGGCAUGAGCAAAAGAUUCUCAAUUUUGUACAAUGGCAAGUGGCUUAAGAACAACAGCAGCAGCAAUCUUGCUGUCAAUACCAACCGGCCUUCCUCAUCUUCCACAACCUUUAUCCGUGACAAGUUUUGUUGCCUUUCCAGAGAAGACAUCCUUAGAUUCCUCAUCGGUUGCCUAGGUGCACUCGCGCCAUUGCCCCUUUCUUCCAUCUCAUCCCUUGGAGCUGUCAAUCCUAACUACAGUUCUGUGGAUGCCUCUUCACUGGCCAUCGAAGUGACUGGGAAGCGACCUCAAGACCCCAGAGCGCUUGCUGUCGUGGAGAAUUCACCAGACGGCGAACACAAGAUAAUUGGUGAGAUUUCAGCCUCGAGACUGUGGAAAUGUGACUAUGUUGCCGCAGCAUGGGCUUUAGCCAAUCUCUCUGCUGGUCAGUUUGUGAUGGGGGUUGAAGAUAAUGUGACUCCAAGGUCACUGCCUGAAAUUCAAGUCAACAACUCAAAAGUUGGACCCAGUAAUGGUAUGGCCAAUGGAGUUGGGUCAAACCGACUGAGGAAGUUCAGCAGUAGGAGCAUUGGGUUCUUCAGCAACCCAACAAGCACGAGUUUUGGCGCUAGUAGGAGCAUGUAUAGGGGAAGAAGUGCACCCUUGACAUGUAAGGUCACGAGUUCAUUAGCUGCAGUAAUGGCUCAAAUGUUGUCUCAUAGGGCCACUCACGUGUGGGUGACCGAGUCUGAGAGUGAAGACAUACUAGUCGGGGUGGUGGGUUAUGCGGACAUUCUGGUUGCUGUGACGAAGCAACAACCACCUAGUAUUCCAUCAAAUCGAUCUGUCGAAGGACUUGCAACAGGAUCAGAGAUUCAGAGCUGAUUACAGCUUUAUGCCGUACCUUUUUUCGUGGGUAUAGACUGUAUGUACCGGUAUAUUGUUAAUGUGAUUCUUCUUUAUGAACUUAAUUUCAGUGUCGUUUAUGGAGGGGGGACAAAAGGACCUCCAGGGUUUUGGGGGCCUAAAAGUUUGCUUGAAAUAGAAGCUUUUGAGAACUUAAGAUUGGUUGGUUUGUCACCUAAGUGAUUGAGAAUGUCAUAGCAAAAGAAAUUGGUGUUUACUUGAAGACUGUUUUUAUCUGAUUGAGAAAUUUGUUUCCUUA